This is a messenger RNA of Strongylocentrotus purpuratus (purple sea urchin), 5841 nucleotides long. RefSeq names its product insulin-induced gene 2 protein. The record is from RefSeq and is a predicted model, not a curated record. NCBI's taxonomy places the organism in Eukaryota, Metazoa, Echinodermata, Echinoidea, Camarodonta, Strongylocentrotidae. Gene Ontology annotation, biological process: cellular response to insulin stimulus; SREBP-SCAP complex retention in endoplasmic reticulum; SREBP signaling pathway. The coding region runs from base 430 to 1176 and encodes 248 amino acids. The transcript has 7 exons. Gene Ontology annotation, cellular component: SREBP-SCAP-Insig complex; endoplasmic reticulum.
ACAGCUGAGCUGAUAUCUCUGAGAGCGGCGCGGGCGAGCACAAGUGACCUUUCGUAGCAUACGAUCACGUUAACAAUUUUUAUACGAGAUUUGGAGGCCAAACAUACGAAAUAUUUCAUUGCAAACUCAUCUGAUUUCGACGAACGACGUGUCAGCCUCUGUUCGAGCACUAGAUCCCAUCUUGCAAAGGUCUCCUAAUCCCAACCUUCAUGUUUUCCUGCUGAAAAGUCGCAUGAUCUGGUUUCCUGUCUUCAAGGACUUAUAGCAAGGUUACACAAAUACUGCAACAGUGAGCUCAGUCACUGCUUGUUCAACUCUCAAGUGCAUGGCUCGCCAUCCUUGUACAUUGUAAUUAACCGACACAUCUUGUAAGAGACUGUAGAAGAGAUACAGUCUGCCGAACGAACGAGUCGUAAUCGAACAACAAACAUGGCUUCUCAGGGGACACCUUCCCCUGCACAAAACCCCAGCGGUCAACCGUCCAUACCCAGCGGUCAGCAGCCUAAGGAGAGCAUGAGCGAUCAUUCCUUCGGCCACACCAUGGCUAUUCUACUAGACAGACAGAAGGUCAAGCUGUGUCGAUCCCUGUGCAGACGCGGCGUGGUUCUCUUCCUCAUUGGCAUCGUGAUGGCCCUUGUACUGAACCUACUUCAAGUCCAAAAUAACGUCACCUUGUUUCCUCCCGAGACACUCGACAGUAUAUCCUCCUCGGCCUGGUGGGUCGCUCCCUUCUGUGGCUCGGCUGCUGUACUUGUAGGACUGCUGUACCCUUGCAUAGACGAUAAGCUUGGAGAAACGCCUUACUACAAGAGAGAAUGGUCUCAUGUCAUGCGAUGUCUUGCCGUCUUCGUCGGAAUCAACCAUGCUUGUGCUAAAAUCGAAUUUGCCAACAACCUCCAGUUUUCUCUCACUUUGGCUGCAAUGUCUCUUGGUUUGUGGUGGCUCUUUGAUCGGUCAAGGAGUGGAUUUGGUCUGGCCCUGACUAUUGCCUUCUUAGCGACUCUCAUCACACAACUCCUUGUGUAUAAAGGAGUAUACAGAUACACAGAGCCUGACUUCCUGUACGUGCGAUCCUGGCUUCCAUGCGUCUUCUUCUCGGGAGGUGUAACGAUAGGCAAUAUAGGCAGACAGCUUGCUCUGGUUGAUCGUCAAUUUGUGAAGGAGCACAUGAGUUAAAUCAGGCAACGUUUGAAGAAAGAGACUUUUAUUAUAAGAUUUGUCUUGAUACAAAUCCGAACUUACAACCGCAGCUGACUGUAUAAAGUGCAACGAAAGAGGCUAGAUGCCACCGAGAGCAAACCAAAAUGACGCAAGUGCAGAAUUCUGAUUUUAGUCAGGAGAACUUUAAGUAAGUGUAUGUCUGCUCAGAUGCAGCUUCAACAGGAUGUUGCCAGCUUCAAGAUGUACUUCCAUGCUGCAUGCUUACGGCGAUGUUUGAACACUUCAGACAGCCAUGGCCGUCCAGGUUGCGGGUGAAUAGUUCUGCGAAAUCUGCAAUACUUGCAUGGGAAAUGGAUUUUGCCGAAGAUAAAAAGUUGAGUUGGUGCCUUCUACUUUGCCCGUUAUAUUCUCUUCACCAUAGAAGAGGAAAUAGAAGUUCUACUUUUUGUACUUAACCUACUCUGUACCAUCAAGUACCCUUCCCAACCAAGGCUUUGACUGACAUUGCCAAAUUGGUGAUUCCUUAGCUCGCCUUCAGCAUUGAAUGCAUUCAUCUCUCUGCAGUGUAUCACAAGGACGUGAAGUAGAAUUGUGAAGAUUGUUGAUGAUGCUAUGUUAAAUACACGAUGACAAAUUUUGUGCUGAAACGUGAUGUCUAGAGUGAGGGUGAAACAUAGCUUCUUUCCUAAUCUUCAUGUAUGAACAGUAGUCAGAAACUAGUCUUGUAGACCAUGGUUUUGCCGGCCCUUAACACCCUUGAUGCGACGACCAAGCAUUUGGGACUUCAUGGAAGAAAAUACCAAGUGCGAAUACUCCCAGACAGGUGAAUCAGCAAGUAGUUUAUGUGAUGAUGCAUGCUUUCAACCUGCAAUUAAAUUGCUUUGGUCAUCCCAAACCACCCCUGGGGAUGCUGGAAGGACAUGCACCGCACCAUUUGGACCAAGUUUAAACAAGUUCCUGGUGAGAAGCCUGGUGAAGACUAAAGGUAGAUAAUGGGAAUGAAGUCUUCUACAUCUUGUUGUGCCCGCAGGAACUAUUAUUGACCCUAGUGCUGCUAUGGUAAGGAGCGACUGGUUGAAUUUAUGGAGAUGCAGUUAACAUGUCACUCAAUUUCUUAACUCUGUUCAUUUAAGCUUUAAAUGUUAGUGAGAAAGUGGCAGAUACGUGAGGAUACCUCUCACAAACUUAAAAGGUCUUCCUGCUGAUAUGAGCGGACAAUGCAGAAUUUGAAGUAGCCGUCCUGAGCCAUAACCUGCAUACAGUGAUUUGCAGAUAUUUUACUUUAUAAAUGCUGACAUCAAUUGCCCUCGGGUCUUCCAAGUUUAGAUCUGAUCAUAUCGUCUGUUUGGAGCCAGAAGGGUGCUAGCGCUCAUCGUCUUGCACCGAGUGAACGCCCUCCUGGCUCCAGAGUCCAGACAAGAUGAUAUUUACUUUGGUUUUGACCAUUGCCACUUGAUUAGUAUCAGUAAGUGUGAAUGAAGUUGCAGAGCAGCCAUGAAACUCAUCUGCAUUUCAGUCGCAUAAUCUGUUCUAACAUGAGAGAUACUUACUGAUUGAAGUUAUGGGACAAAGUGUCUUGACUGAUGUUUUUACUUUGCAUAUUACAAUCAUAAUUAUGUUAUUAUUUUAUAGAUAUGUACCUGUUUUAAAGCUACUACAUAGUACGACAUGGCUGUACAUAUAUUUUUUUAAGGGGAUUUCAUUCUAUAUCUUUGCUUAAAGACCUCUCACUUUGAUGAAUGUAUAUGUUGCUCAAAGUGUGCUUUGAUAUUACGUCAUAUCGUCCAUGUCAUAGAUGUUUUAAGACUUCUAUUGUAAAAGUGCACAAUAUUUAAAAACAUGGAAACAAUGUUACAUGUUGAGAGUACGCAUUUACAAUAUUACUAAAAUCCUAGAUUUUAUCUCUUCUUCAUUGUAACUAUCCAUGACACACACUAAUAGAUAUUACAUUAUGUUACCAUUUACCACAUUCAGGUACACAGUGCGUUUAACUUAGCAACCAUAAUGUAAACUCAUUGUGACAUUGUGAGAAUGUGUUUCCAAUUCCAAUCGAUUUAAGGCAUUUCAUCUCCUCUUACUCAGACUUUGCAUGUGCAUGUAGAUCUAAGUAAACAAGGGUAUGGGAAGCAAUCAGUCUGUUUUCAAACAGAGACAAAGUCCAUUAAUGACGAAUGAGAUUAUCUCAUUUACAAAAGAGUUUGCAAUGAUAACAAACUUUGUUACAAUAUUUUGGUCUCUCUGCAUCGAGUUGUGAGAUUAGUUUUUGAAAGAGUUUGGUGGACUUCUAUGCUGCCACGAUCGGCGCCUGGUACAGGCCCAGGCAGAUAAGCUUAAGCUUACAAAGUCCCCUUGAGGCUCUAACUAAAUAUUGAUGAGGAUGAUUUGCCAUUUCAUUAUCUUGCAGUGCUGGAAUGCAGUGCCAUUAUGUGUUUGCGUAUCUCAAAUAUUGAUAACAAUGUGGAAAGAAUGUGUUGUAGAAUCCAUGCUUUAUCACCCAGUUCUUUACUUUGUGACGCAGCUACUGCUGAACCUUAAACCAAAUGAAACGUAUUUUGGGACUUUGGACAUUUGGCGUUAUCCGUACUUACAUCAAGGAAACUUUUCUCUUUGUUUUAGGCAGACCAAACGUUAUUGUGUGUCCCUAAUCAUGUCCAAUUUUUUUAUUUCUUUUGCAAAUUACAAUUUUUUGAACAUUUCAUUAUUUCACAAUUCUUUUGAUGUAUUACUCCAAUUGAUGAUUAGUUGAGCUGUAUUUUAGAAUACUUUUACAAUCUGUUGGAAAGGGUUAUUGUAUGGAAGAUAUGAUCACACAUUUGAUUGUACAGUAAUGUACCUCUUUUGAACCAUCUGGGGGCGUUUCACAGAACUUGUCAUCAGUGACAAAUUACAUUUUUUGUUAUAAGCUACUGAAAUCCUCGCUUUUGAUUGGUUAUCAGCAGAUUUGUCACUGAUUUUUUUUUUUGUCAUUUGUCAUUAAAAAAAGGCUGUGUGAAACGGGUACUGGUGAUAUAUUUGUGUAAUGUGUACCAGGGAAUGGUAUUCUUGAGCCAGUAUUACAUAGAUCCUUGAUACCUACAAUGUAGGCCUACAUCUCGUUACACCACCGAGAUGGACACCAGACUGACAAUACUCCAAAUGAAAAGGACAUAACCCCCCCCCCCCCCCAAGAAAAAAGAAGAAGUUUGUUUGUCGUCGGUGUUUUGAUGCGACUGGAGUUUAAAAACAAAACAAAUUCACACCAUGAAACAUGUCGCACAAAUAAUGCUGGUGAGAAGAUUGAGCACCUGUAUUUGCCUCCCUCCUUGUAAAAUGAUGUAUUGCUUUAUCUGCUUUAUAUAUGCCUUGCUAUUGAGUAGCGUAUACAUGUAUUUAUUUCUUUUCCUUUAAAAUCUACUUGUGCAUUAUUUCUAUUAUAUAGAAAUCAUGUAUCUUCCAUUUUGUUUAUUGCUUUUGGUUGUAUUGUACUUGUUUUCAUGGGAAAAGAAAAUACCUUUUGCUUUGCUUACAAUAGGCAAUUAGAAUGCAGCUCUAGGAAGUCUCACUGGUUGUAAAAGAAGUGAUCAACUACAUCCUGUCAUCAUGAACUUGCCACAUGAAUGUUUGGCUGAUAAGAUAAGGUUCAGGUUUGAAAUAUUGUAAUUGGGGAUUAGUCAUCUUAUACGGGUUCAACCAGAAAAUUGCACAAUUUCUUCAUUGGUACUGGGACCUGUUUCAUAAAAAAUGUUGUUUAUAAAAUUGUCACGUUUCCAGAAGAAAUUUGCUCAUGCCCAAUCAAAUGCAAUGAUUUCAGGAGCAUAUAAGAGUCAUUGUUACUUGUUGUUGAUAUCAAGUUUUAUGAGACAGGGCCCAGAUUUUUGAUAGAUUAAAGCUACAAGAACUAAAUUACUGUAAUGAUAUGGAUAUUCUCGUGUUUACGUUUUCCUCAAAGGUUCAUUGACGUACAUAUACAAGGCAAAUUCCUUGUAUGCUAUUUUUAACACCUGUUCCGAGACGUUGCGCUCUUAAUUUUGGCUCUACUUUUUCGGCUUGGCCGAUUGGAUUAGGUGUCGUUGGGCGUGUCGCCACAGUUGACUUAAAUUUAAUCAGGCAAAUUUGGGAAAUAGAUUUGUAUUACAAUUGGAAGGGUUUUUCCUUGUUGCCGGGUCUGUUCACACUAUCGAAAUAGUAUGAGAGGGGAAGUGAGGAUUACAGGUGUGUAAUAGCCAGAAGCAUGUGGGCUCGCUAGUGUGGACGGACAUAGCAACAUUUAUCCCUUGUUAUAUUCCAGGGUUGUUGGGUCUCCGGGUGAUUUGCAUCUCUUGUUUGAGAGAUUAGAAUGUAAGAGACACAGGUGGGUGCGUGAAAGAAGUAUGUGAGGAAUAGAGAUGCGGAUCAUCCGGAGCGCCUUAUAUCCUGGGGGUAAAUUCGCCAAGAAAUAUAGGACCUUUUAAUACGGAAACUAAUUAUGGGUGGAUUGAUAUUACGCAAUGCGUCUGUGUGACACGCCUCAAUUUUUGGGUGCGCGAGGCGUGUCAGUUCGGGGGUAUAAAAACCGAGUUGCGUCUCUAGAGCGGGACCUCUUUUCCGUUACGAUCGACAUGAGUUGCUAAUUUGUUUCGAUUGGGUUGCCCAGCCCCAAAACAUGAACUUCGUGAUUUAUUAAUUCUUCGUUUAUUUUAAUAAAUCUUCAACUCCAAUCAA